This is a messenger RNA of Spathaspora passalidarum NRRL Y-27907, 1407 nucleotides long. RefSeq lists its product as uncharacterized. The coding region runs from base 1 to 1407 and encodes 468 amino acids. The record is from RefSeq and is a predicted model, not a curated record. The transcript has a single exon. NCBI's taxonomy places the organism in Eukaryota, Fungi, Ascomycota, Pichiomycetes, Serinales, Debaryomycetaceae.
AUGGAUGAAACUGCAUCAAAGCGUCGAAAGCUCCGCUCCUCUACAAGGAAUGCCUUGAAUAUUGAUGAUUCAAAAGUUAAACUGGAAGAGAGGAGUCUGUCGACACAAACAACUUUCUACAAGAGUGAGCUUCUAGAUAUGAAAGUUGAGCCUGUUAUUUCUGUAUGUCUGGAAAGUCCUGAAACCAAUGCCACAACUGAGAAAGAAAAGGGUGCCAGUGGUUUUACUAAGAUGAAGCCAGAACUAAUAACUUUCCUUUCGAUAUCUGAAUCAAUAAUCCUAUCGAUAUUUAGUUACAUCAAUCAAAUCGACACUAUAAACAUUAGACUAGUUAACAAGGAGCUUUAUCGACUUGGCUCAAUCAAAUUGUUUAAUUCGAUUUUUGUUUACUUGCCGGAAGAUAAUUCGAUUACAGUAGUGGGUAUUUCCAAGAGUAAAAAUGUAUAUUUGCCUUUUCAAACUCAAUAUACAAUUGUUAAUGGAUUUAAUGAUUUCAAUAAAGUCUUGGGUAAGUCGCAAUUGAGUUUAGUGAAGAAUGUUCUUCUUCGGAUAAAAAAUCCAAAUAGUCAUUCUGAUUACGUCUAUACUUACUUGACUGAGAAGUGUCCCUGGAUAACGGUGGAUGUGGAAAUGUUUGAUUCAACCAUGUUUCAGAAACAAUUUGCCAGACUUGAUAAGAUAUCACAACUUCGAGUCCACAAUAAAUUCCAAUUUAGCACUAAUAUCUCGGAUAACUUUACGAUCAAGCAACUACACAUUAAAGGUUCUGAGAAGAUUGAUUCCGAUCCAUUGCGUCUCAUUCCUCAUCUCAAAGCCCUAAAUACACUUUGUAUAUGUUCCAAUGUCAAGAAUGUCCUUCUGCAAUUCAAGCAUCGGAAAAUCUCCAAAUUGAAAAUAAAACACUUGGGGUUUCAUGUACCGCAGUUGCCAAUUAGGAAAAUGGGCGAUGUGUUUAUCUUGAGCGAUAUUACUUCUCUUGAGCUUAUCUUUGACAAUAAUAUAACCCCGUAUCUGGAUUUACAUUGGCUCUCUUUGAAUGCGACUAACCUUCGAAGUAUUGGAAUCACAUGGUCCAAUGCGUCAUUUAGGAAAAUUAUGGAAAUGUUUUGGGGGCAUAAAUUAUACCAGAUUAAAUUACAUACUACUAGCGAAGAAAAGAAGAACUUUACUGCCCAGGAGAUUAAAACUAUUAUAGAAGGCCAUAAACAGUCAGUGCUCUAUGUGGCUGUGACCGCUGGAGCUGAAUUUUCUUCAACUGCAUGGGAAUCAAAUAGGAUACAUCAACGGACAAAAGCAGCUGCAGUUAACACAGGCUCCUAUAGUAAAAAAUGGAGAGAUAAUUUCCCAAGGGAAAGAUAUCCAAAUCUCAAGUUUAUCCGAAUUAAUAAUGACGUUAACUUGCUUUAA